AUGUCUCUUUCGUCUACUUCUGCUUUACGUUUUGGAGCAGAUUUUCCAGAAGUAGACGAGCCCAUUGAAAAGUUAUACAAAGAUGUGUUUUCGAUCUUAACUUUGGUUAUUGCACCCACUGAUCAAUGGCUAAAUCGUAGUUACCCAAACAAUAAAGGUCUUGCCAUAAAAAUCAUUAAGCAGCAACUCCAAACUAACAGUUUCGACAAAGAAAAAACUAAAGCUAAAGAAAUUUUAAAAGGGCUUCUGGAAUUAGGAUUAUGA
Molecule: messenger RNA, 264 nt
Organism: Dentiscutata erythropus
Lineage: Eukaryota; Fungi; Glomeromycota; Glomeromycetes; Diversisporales; Gigasporaceae
Source: the annotation of a GenBank genome assembly